Messenger RNA from Pyricularia grisea, 3184 nucleotides. RefSeq lists its product as uncharacterized. The transcript has 3 exons. NCBI's taxonomy places the organism in Eukaryota, Fungi, Ascomycota, Sordariomycetes, Magnaporthales, Pyriculariaceae. Gene Ontology annotation, biological process: carbohydrate metabolic process. The coding region runs from base 801 to 3005 and encodes 734 amino acids. The record is from RefSeq and is a predicted model, not a curated record.
CCGGUGUCUUCAGCUCUCAAGUGUUUGACAUUUCUGCCCGGAAGUCCCGAAUUCCUGCGGAGCUCGUCUUGAAAACCCGGGGCUAAGUGCCAUUUGCUCUCUGGUUGAUCACAACCUCUACUCUUUUCACUUUCACAUUUUGUCGACCUCGGCCCAGAGUCAUUUCAACUCCAGCACAACCUCUCGGGUUGGGCAGCUGCAUCAACGGGCAUGUCGGUAUGAGCACGGCCUAUAGACUCCACGUCAUGUUGCUCGAUCCUCUUGCGUGUCCCUCUCGAGAUGCAAGUGCAUUUGACAUCCUUCAUUCCCUCGAGGAUUGAUUGAAUCAUAUCAUGUUCUCUUAAGAAAUUUGACCAUUGUGGUUGGUUGGCAAGCACUACACAAGUCCUGUGCGCCACAGGAUUUGCUAUCCCAACUUACCCCGCCUCGUUCCUGGCCUCAUAAACACCUACGCAUGAAAGGCACUUUCUUUUGGACAAGACUACCUCUACCAAAACUUUGCUUUCACAGCCUUGAUCGGACGGCAGGCCAAAUUAUUCUCUGGGGUAUUACUGAAAGCGUCAAGCGUGAUUUGCAACCUGCACGACCAAGCGUGUCUGCUAGCCGGUAUAUCAGAACUGACUCCCACGCAUGACCUUUAUUCUUGAACUAUCGCAUUUUCAUUUCAUCGUUUGUUGAUAGACCGGACUAGUCACGCAUGACUUGUCGAUCACCUCACAGGUAUAUUAUAUCUCGGCCCAAGGGCCUGCACUCGCAGUCUGGCGUCGGAAACGGUUCCCUCCCAACAACCAGCAUCCAAGAUGGGUCUCCGCCAAGAUACACUGAGGCGCCUGCUGCUGGCAUCGGUCAUCAUUCCGCUGAGCCUGGCUCUUAUGCUUGAUACCCAUGUAAACCGCAGGCAAGACAGUGACGAAAACAGCUGGCAAAAGUUUGUGCGAGCUUCUCCAACCACAGUUAUUACACCAAAGGACGUUGUAAGCCGGCGAAUUCAAGGAAAUGUGACCAACCCCAAUGGGCUGAUCAAGGGUGACGCUCCCACAGUGCUCACCCGGACACAAGCUUCCAACAACAAGACGUCUAUCAUUGUCGACUUUGGUCAAAAUACCGUGGGCUUGUUGUCCAUACAGUUUGCUGGCGCAUCUGCCACUGCUUCGAACCGAAACGCCCUUCCUGGUCUGAAACUGGCAUUCUCCGAGACGCUAGAGUUUUUGGGUGAAAGAAGUGACUUUACCCGGUCUGACCAUGCGAGUGGCGAUGCAAAACUCACCAACGGCACUGACCAGAUCGCCGUCAAGCAGCAGCCGUACGAGUGGUUGGCGCAGUCUGGAUGCGAACACGGCAGGCAGGUAUGCGGUGAUGGUCUCCAUGGCUUCCGAUACGUCAAGAUAACGCUGGAAGCACUUGAAAGUGACUCGCCAUACACCACUUCCUAUGGCACAGUUUCCAUCUCGUCCGUCAAGCUGCACCUAUCUGCUUUUCACGGCACGCCGGAUACGUUCACGGGUAAUUUUGAGUGCUCAGACAAAAGCAUUACCCAGUGGUGGUACGACGCUGUUUAUACAAAUGACCUCUGCAUUGACACCUUCCGUCUAAACGAUACGGAGCCUCGAGAUGCCGGCAGCCCGACGUUGGUUGGCAAGCUUGUGCUACACGACGGGCCUAAACGUGAUCGAGAUCCAUACGUGGGAGAUUUAGCUGUCGCUGCGCUCACUGCGUACAUUUCUCAUGAUGUCGCCUCAUCCGCCAAGAAUGUUCUGGCCGAUCUUGCAGCGCACCAACGAAACGACGGCUGGAUUCCUCCGGCCAGCAUUGGAAACUACAAUCUACAACUUUUCGACUAUCCACUAUGGUGGGUAGUAUGUAGUUGCGACUAUGCAGUCUAUACUGGCGAUCUUGAUUACCUCAGGUCGGUAUGGCCCAACUUGGUUAAAGUCCUCGAUAACUUCUACCCCAGUGUCACGAACUCAGACACAAACCUAGUCGAGCGAAGGGGCUACGGAGACUACGCCUUCGUACCUCGCGAAGGUCCCGUGACUUAUUACAACGCUCUAUACGUCCGCGCUCUCAAAUACGCCGCAGACCUUGCGGAGCAGAUUGGACAAGACCAGGACGCUCCACGCUGGCGCAACAGGGCGACAGUGACUGGAGCAUCCCUACUGAGACGCAACUGGGACUCUAGCGUCGGGGCGUUCUUUGAUGGCGGCAGAUGUGGAUCAUCUCAGCUGUGUCCAUCUCACUCGCAGGAUGGCAACAGUCUCGCAAUCCUGUCUGGGAUAGCGAACACCACUACCGACUCAGGGAACUCGCGUAGCAGCGUUGCUGAGUCAAUCCUGUCCUAUCUCGAUAGCUCGCUGAAGAGGCCCUGGGGCAACGCCUUUUAUGACAACGACCAGGUCAGCGACGGCUACUCGCAGCGAGUCUAUGCCUUCAUUUCCUACUUUGAGAUUGCCGCGAGGUUGGAGGUUCCUUCCACUCAGGAAUCCGCAUUCGACGAGAUCCACAGACUGUACGGAACAAUGUCGGCCGGUGACCCAGGCGUGACGUUCUGGGAGGGCACUGGUCCCGGCGGCACCCCGUACCAGGGCGGCUUCACUUCCAUGUCACAUGGAUGGUCCACGGGCAUCGUGCCACUAAUGACCAACUACGUGCUUGGGAUCACGGCCAAGAAGGUCGGUUUUGAGCAGUGGGAGGUCAAACCUGUCGUUGCGGGAGAGUUGACGUGGGCCCGGGGCGCCAUGCCGACGCCACGUGGCGCUAUUCGGGUCUCUUGGACGGCUGGUCAGAACGGGGCCGCGUUUGAGCUUGACGUGGAUGCGCCCGAUGGAACUAGCGGUGCCAUCAGCGUUCCCGUGUCGAACAAGGAAGCCCGUGUAAGCAUGGGUGGGGUUGUAAUCUACGACGGAGCAGCAGGAACCGCGCAAAGCGGAGCCACCUUCCAAGACGGGCGAGUGUCUGUCAAUGUUGGCGCCGGCAAGCAUCAACUGAGCGUGGCUAAAGCAACGUGAGUGAGAAGUAUCUAAUCCUGGAAGUCAUGAGAAAGUAUCGACACUGCGUUCUGCGCCUUGGAAGGUCAUGGCCCAUGGUGCUUGUUGCGUCAUCGGGAGAGCUUUUACUUCUAACUCUAGUAUCAUACUGAAUAUUAAUAUGGAGCACAACUAUUAAGUUAGCAGUUCAACACUUAUGC